Molecule: messenger RNA, 489 nt
Organism: Rhizoctonia solani
Lineage: Eukaryota; Fungi; Basidiomycota; Agaricomycetes; Cantharellales; Ceratobasidiaceae
Product: Retrotransposable element Tf2 protein
Exons: 2
Coding region: 1-489 (162 amino acids)
Source: RefSeq, a predicted model, not a curated record
AUGGGCAGGUUUGAUAUAGAACCCAGUCUCUGCAAGCAGAAGGAGCAACCAUGGAUCUGGCUAGAAGAACAGAAGGCUGCAUUUGACACAAUCAAGGCUGAGAUUUGCAAGGAGCCUGUUCUAGCUCACCCUGAUGAAUCCAAACCUUACACCUUGGAAACAGACACUUCUGGAGCAGCCAUGGGCGCUGUACUAUCUCAGAGAAAGGAAGAUGGUUGUCUACAUCCUGUUGCAUUCAUGUCAGCCAGCUUUUCACCUGCUGAGCUGAACUAUGACACGCAUGAUAAGGAGCUACUUGCCAUCAUUUGUGCAUUUGAGCACUGGAGAAUCUUUCUGGAAGGAACUGAGCAGCCUAUCACUGUGUUUACUGAUCACAAGAAUCUGGAGUACUGGAAAUCAGCUAGAACCUUCAACAGGCAUAAUGCGCGCUGGCAUCUCAUGCUGGCGUCUUACAACUUUGUCAUUGCUUAUUGUUGUACACCACUGUAA